AUGCCUGUCCUAUCUAACUUUUCUAUCCCUCGCAAGUCAACUGGUGCAGAAAGUGAAAACUUGAUUCCAUUGAUCCCACCAAGUCCUACUGAUGAAGAGGAGAACCAAGACCUUCUGCGCGAGUUCACCUGCAAGCGCAACCCCGACCAAAAGAGGAGCGCAACCUACACCCUGAAGAUUCCUCCCUUAAAGAAUCCCAAGCCAGAAAAGCUUUUCGAAAUUCUUGAACUUGUCGAAGAAGCCUGGAAGGGACAAGUGAUUGUAACCGCAGAAGACUGGUCUCAUUUCCUCAAGCAACUCAUGGGUGAAUCCAAAAGAACCACCUUUCGAAACGCCCUACCCAACGACGGAACCAUCACUGAUGCCAAUCUUGAACGAGCCAUAAAUAUUCUUAAAAAGACCAUUUUCCCGCAAAAUGCCGUGCGACUACAGAAGAAAGCGCUACGUGGCAAAGGUUUUUGCAAGCGUCUGGACAUGAGCGUACGAGAACACGUUUCAAUACUUCAAACGAUUAACCGAUUGAUUUCCCAAUUUCCACCUGGCAAUGCCUACAAAAAUGCUGCAUUCGAUUUUCAUAAUCUAGAUCUUAUUCUACCUCGUCAAUUGGAAUCAAGAAUCCACCGAUUCAUAUGUUUUGUCUUCGCUGCGCCCCAAAAAGAAACGCAGGAUCACGAUGUUAACCCCUAUUCUCCAUAUUAG
Cylindrotheca closterium is the source of this 699-nucleotide messenger RNA. The record is from the annotation of a GenBank genome assembly. Lineage: Eukaryota; Bacillariophyta; Bacillariophyceae; Bacillariales; Bacillariaceae.